Chanos chanos (milkfish) is the source of this 1386-nucleotide messenger RNA. It is a transcript of the gene drd5a, whose product is annotated as dopamine receptor D5a. Gene Ontology annotation, cellular component: plasma membrane. The coding region runs from base 1 to 1386 and encodes 461 amino acids. The transcript has a single exon. NCBI's taxonomy places the organism in Eukaryota, Metazoa, Chordata, Actinopteri, Gonorynchiformes, Chanidae. Gene Ontology annotation, molecular function: dopamine neurotransmitter receptor activity, coupled via Gs; G protein-coupled receptor activity. Gene Ontology annotation, biological process: positive regulation of MAPK cascade; G protein-coupled dopamine receptor signaling pathway; adenylate cyclase-activating adrenergic receptor signaling pathway. The record is from RefSeq and is a predicted model, not a curated record.
AUGGCGACCCCUGCACGCUGUCUCUCUCCCGUACUCUCGAGUAACACCGUUCCAUUCUCACUUGGAGGAGGAACAACGAUGUGGAACGGGAGCGAGCCGGAAACGACACCUGAAGCCCGAAAGGAUUUGGCAAUCCGCACGCUGACUGGGUUCUUGCUCUCCCUGCUCAUCCUAUGGACGUUACUGGGCAACAUUUUGGUGUGCGCCGCGGUUAUCCGGUUCCGACACCUGCGUUCGAAAGUGACCAACAUCUUUAUUGUUUCUCUGGCCGUGUCGGAUUUAUUCGUGGCCGUUCUGGUCAUGCCAUGGAAAGCGGUGGCGGAGGUGGCGGGUUACUGGCCGUUUGGUGCCUUCUGUAACGUCUGGGUGGCUUUUGACAUCAUGUGUUCCACCGCUUCCAUUCUAAACUUGUGUAUCAUCAGUGUGGACAGGUACUGGGCCAUUUCCAGUCCGUUCCGGUACGAGAGAAAGAUGACACAAAGAGUGGCCUUCGUGAUGAUCAGUGUGACGUGGACUCUGUCCGUUUUAAUCUCAUUCAUUCCUGUCCAGCUCAACUGGCACAAGGCUAGAAUUCAUAUAGUUGGAAAGAACAACACUACUGUAGCAGAAUCAGUGGAAGAAAACUGUGAUUCUAGUUUGAACCGCGAGUACGCCAUCUCUUCGUCUUUGAUCAGCUUCUACAUUCCUGUAGCUAUAAUGAUUGUGACAUACACGAGGAUCUACCGGAUCGCCCAGAUUCAGAUCAGGAGGAUAGCGUCGCUGGAGCGCGCGGCGGAGCACGCGCAAAGCUGCAGAACCAACCGAUUAGAGUGCCAACAUCACAACAGUUUGAAAACGUCAAUUAACAGGGAAACCAAAGUUUUAAAAACUCUCUCGGUUAUCAUGGGUGUUUUUGUUUGCUGCUGGCUGCCAUUUUUCAUUUUGAACUGUAUGGUCCCAUUUUGUGACAAACCACCGAGCGACCAACAAGCGGGUCUCCCGUGUGUGAGCGAGACAACUUUUGAUGUGUUUGUGUGGUUUGGAUGGACCAAUUCUUCUCUUAAUCCCAUUAUAUACGCGUUCAACGCAGAGUUCAGAAAAGCGUUUGCAAGCCUUUUGGGAUGUCGACAUUUCUGUUCAAACACACCGGUGGAAACAGUUAAUAUCAGCAAUGAACUCGUGUCAUACAACCAAGACACUCUGUUCCACAAAGAGAUAGUGAACGCAUACGUCAAUAUGAUCCCAAAUGUGGUCGACUGUAUCGAUAACGAAGAUACUUUUGACCGGAUUUCUCAGUUUUCACAUAAUAACGAUGUCGCAACAGAUUCAGUGUGUGACCUGGAGGACUGCGACGCGGAUAUUUGUUUGGACAGGUUGACACCAUUCACUCCAAACGGCUUACACUGA